Molecule: messenger RNA, 564 nt
Organism: Cucurbita pepo subsp. pepo (vegetable marrow)
Lineage: Eukaryota; Viridiplantae; Streptophyta; Magnoliopsida; Cucurbitales; Cucurbitaceae
Source: RefSeq, a predicted model, not a curated record
AUGAGUUCAUUUUCCUUUCCCGUCUGCUCUCACCAUCUUCACACAGCGAUUCGGAAACCGAGAUCUCCAGAUUUCAAUUUACAAAGAAAACCUAGACUUCUCUGCCUCCAUGGCUUCCGAACCAGCGGCGAAAUCCUGAAGAAGCAGCUCGGAAAAUGGCCGGCGUCCGUCCUCGAUCAACUCGAUCUCCAGUUUCUCGACGCUCCAUUUCCUGCACUAGGAAAUUCCGAUGCUGAAAGAUUUUUCGAUCCUCCCUAUUUCGAGUGGUUUCAAUUCAAUGCGGACUUCACAGAACAUAGAAAUCUCGAGGAGUGUCUCUCGUUCAUCGAGGAUUAUAUGCUUAAUCACGAACCAUUUGAUGGACUCCUCGGUUUCUCACAGGGGGCGACGUUAUCGGCCGCGCUACCGGGACUUCAUGCUUUUAGUAGGCCUAGUAUUUCAGGCAAUUGCAAUGGCUUCUUUGACAAUAACAUAGCUAUCUAUCUAUUUAGUAGACUAGAGUCUAACAUGUGGCUGACUCCAAACAUAAGUGAUUAUACAUGCGUAAACAUGAUAUCAAAAUGA